Condylostylus longicornis is the source of this 1063-nucleotide messenger RNA. RefSeq lists its product as uncharacterized. The record is from RefSeq and is a predicted model, not a curated record. Bases 128 to 976 code for a protein of 282 amino acids. NCBI's taxonomy places the organism in Eukaryota, Metazoa, Arthropoda, Insecta, Diptera, Dolichopodidae. Gene Ontology annotation, molecular function: kinase activity. The transcript has 3 exons.
GUUAGAUGGAGCCACAUAUUUCUCAGAAACAAAAAUUUGUGGAGGAGGUGUUGGAAGGAAUAUUGCUGAAGGAAUUUGGAAACAAUUUGGUAAAGUAAAUUUUAUAUCCGUCAUUGGAAAUAAUGAAAUGGGAGAAAAUAUAAUCAAAAAUAUACCACCAAAGUAUACAAAAUAUGUUAGAAGACUUAAAACCUGUGCGACAUCAAUUUGUAAUGUCGUUGUUGAUAAAAAUGGAGAAUGUAAAGUAGUUUUCGGUGAUAUGAAAAUUCAUAACGAAAUUUCAUUUCCAGAGGUUUGCAAGAACAAAAACCUAAAAAACGCCCCUAUAAUAGUGAUGGACGCCAAUAUUGCAAAAGAAACUAUGAAGAGGGUCCUGGAAACAUCAAAAGAAUACAAAAUACCUGUAUUUUAUGAACCAAGUGAUAUGCGAAUUGCAGAUAAGCCUUUUACGUUAGGCUCCAUUUUCACAGAUCAAAUUAAAUUUAUAUCUCCAAAUAUCUUUGAGCUACAAGCUAUUUCGAAAAGCAUAAAAGGAGAGUCGAUGGAUUUUUUGAACACAAAAAUUUUGGAAAAUAAAGAAGAAACAAUGCAAGUUGCGAAAAAAUUGCUAAAUGAUGUGAACGGUAAUUUUGAUUGUGUAAUAUUGACUUUGGGCUCUUUCGGAGUGAUAGUGAGUGGCCCCUUGGAUAUACAACACACAUUUUUUGAUAAUGAUUUGAUUUAUAAAGGAAAGCCAGACACACUAAUAAAAAAUUUUUACUUUGAAGCUCCAAAAAUUCAUAAUAUAAUAAAUGUGUCAGGCGCAGGUGAUAGUUUCUGUAGCGGAUUUAUUUCAGCAAUGUUAAAAAGAGAUACGCUAAAGAAUUGUGUUUUAAAUGGGUUUUCAGGUGCUAAAGACGCGUUAUUAAGCGAAGAUGCUGUGCCAGAGCACUAUACACUUGUUGCUGAAAAUUUGAAAUAUUAUGAAAUUUUCUAGGCAAACAUUAUAAUAAAACAAACAUUUUACGAAACAUAAAUAUAUAUCAUAUAUGUAUGUAUGCACUUACAAGCAUAAUAAAUAUGG